Molecule: messenger RNA, 807 nt
Organism: Penicillium samsonianum
Lineage: Eukaryota; Fungi; Ascomycota; Eurotiomycetes; Eurotiales; Aspergillaceae
Exons: 4
Coding region: 1-807 (268 amino acids)
Biological process (GO): mycotoxin biosynthetic process
Source: RefSeq, a predicted model, not a curated record
AUGACCCCCAAAGUUCAAUACUCGCCAUGCUCCGAUUCAACUGAUUCAUUGGAGAAAGAUAAUAAUCCAGAAGAGUGCGGACUCCUAUUCACGUCCAACAAUAGAGGUCCCAAGUGGGGGACGCGAUCCAACGUCUGGCAGCAGGCGCUAUCUGUUACGAUAUUCGCCCUUUUGGCAGUGUUAGUGAUUCUCAAUGGAGUUUUACUAUUCUGGUUAAAAUCAUCGUCUCUCGGUAAUACAAAUGGGCCAAGCCAGUUGGAUUAUUUUCUUUACUCUCCUUCCGGCGAAAAGAAGCAUCCGGAGAUAGUGGAAAAAAUAUACCAUGAUUAUCAUGAUGACUUCCUGAGUUUUAAUACAACGGUGUCUCAGCAACACUGGCGAAGUCUGUUUCCUGUGGGUGAAGGCAUGAUCGGCUUGACCGACCAACAGGUCAUCGAUAUGGAUGUACACCAUUCCGUUCGCGGAGUGUCAGAUCCGGAUAGACACAUCUAUAUGGUGGCUGCGUUUCACCAACUGCAUUGCCUGAGCCAAGCUAGAUCGAUCAUCAUGCAUCUCUUCCAUGACCCAGACUACACCCUCCGUGAAGCCACAUAUCAUCACACCAUGCACUGUGUGGACAUUGUACGACAGGCGCUAAUGUGUGCCUCGGACUCGACACUCAUCUGGAAGGAAUACGACGUCAAAUGGCCUGGUGAGGGAGGAACAAGGGUGUGCCGAAACUUCGAGGCCUUGACACAAUGGGUGACUGACCACCAAUAUGAGUCCCAAUCCUUCGACCCCGCGCUCUUACCCCACACAGAGUACUGA